UUGCCAAGGAGAGGGAUGUACACACCUUGUCGGAACAGAAACAACAUAACACCAACAUCUUGGGAGGCUGAAUGCAUAUAUGCUCACUUCACACGAUUCUUUGUUAUGUUUAUAUAAAUCCAGACCGCAAUCAUAAAAGGAGGCACGAUAUAUCAUGGUACAAAGUUGGCACCCGCAGACAUAAUUGACUUGCGAAGAAAAGAAAUGAGCUGGACAUCGAGUGGAUUCAAGUGACCCCACACAGCUGUGACCUACGGAUCACCGGAGACCCAGACAACGUUGGAGGAGAGGGGGCUGCUCGUCCUUUCGUAUGACGCCUGAAGGAUGAAUCGGUACACCACGCUGAAGCAACUGGGAGAUGGCACAUACGGCAGUGUGCUCAUGGGGAAAAGCAAUGAGUCAGGAGAGCUGGUGGCCAUUAAGAGGAUGAAGAGGAAGUUCUAUUCCUGGGAGGAAUGCAUGAAUCUGAGAGAAGUCAAGUCACUAAAGAAACUAAAUCAUGCCAAUGUUGUGAAACUGAAGGAGGUCAUCCGUGAGAAUGACCACUUGUACUUUGUCUUCGAGUACAUGAAGGAGAAUCUCUAUCAGCUAAUGAAGGACAGAGAAAAUAAGAUGUUCACUGAAAAUGAAAUCAGAAACAUCAUGUUUCAGGUGAUCUCUGGCUUAGCCUUUGUGCACAAACAUGGGUUUUUCCAUCGAGAUAUGAAGCCUGAAAACCUGCUCUGCAUGGGUCCAGAGCUGGUGAAAAUAGCAGACUUCGGACUGGCCAGGGAGAUCAGAUCCCGCCCCCCAUACACAGACUAUGUCUCCACACGAUGGUAUCGCGCUCCAGAGGUUCUCCUCCGGUCAUCUGUGUACAGCUCCCCCAUAGACAUCUGGGCCGUAGGCUGCAUUAUGGCCGAGCUCUACACCCUCAGGCCACUGUUCCCUGGCAACAGCGAGGUGGACGAGAUCUUCAAGAUCUGCCAGGUCCUUGGCACGGUGAAGAAGUCUGAUUGGCCUGAGGGAUACCAGCUUGCGUCAGCAAUGAACUUCCGCUUCCCACAGUGUGUCCCCACCCCUCUGAAGACCCUAAUCCCCAACGCAAGUCAUGAGGCCAUCUCCCUGAUGAGGGACAUGCUCCAGUGGGACCCCAAGAAGAGACCCACGGCUGCACAGGCUCUACGAUAUCCCUACUUUCAAGUGGGGCAAUUGCUGGGUCCCCGACCACAGAGUUCAGAUCUCCGAAAGUCCCAAGCAAAGUCGUCCCAGGCUACAGAUCCUAAACUAGAGAUCCAGUCGGCCUCAGAACCGGUGCUAAAGUCCUCGACGAAGCUGUCUGGCAGGAGUUCCCAGCAGCCCCUUCAGCCUCUACCUCAGAACGUCCCUCAGACAGAGCACCACAGCGACCCGCUCAAACAGGAGCGACCACACGGACUCCCAAAGAAGUCUUCUCUGCCAGGUAGCGAGAACACUGUGGUGGGUGUGAAGGGUGGACGUAGGCGGUGGGGUCAGACCAUGUCCAAACCGUCGGACAGCUGGGAUGACUCAGAUCGCUCGGACACUGCCGUGUCCAGCUCCAAGAAGCCCAGCAUAGGCCCUGAGGAGGAGAAGGCCAACAAGGACUCCAACGCUCAGUCCAAGGAACAAAAAGCCCUGUAUACCUUCAGCACUGUGACAAAGCUGCCAAGCAACAUUAAAGUCAACCAGACAGAUUUGGGUAUCCAGAAUUCAACCUCAGCCAGACAGCAUUACCUGCGCCAGUCACGCUAUCUUCCAGGCUUGAUUAGCAAGAACACAUCAUCAUCGGGUGACAAGGGCACAAGCAAGGACCCGCUGGACGGCACCACGAAUCCCAUGAACAAGCCACUUGCUCCCAUUGGUGGUGGAUCAUCCAUCACCCGGGUCAACGCAGAAGAGGGCACUUCUAAAUCAUCUGAUAAACCAAAAGAAAAAACACUUGACAGAAUUGAGCAGCCAAAAGGUAACUUCAUUAGCACAACGUACAACCUCUCCGGAGGUUACAUCCCGUCCUUCCAAAAAAGGGAAGUCGGCUCUGUGGGUCAGAGGAUCCAGCUCGCUCCCAUAGGAGGUCAGCACGCACUGGAUCUUUCCACUGUUCCGGAUAGUAAAACUGGCAAAACUAAAUCUUCUAAGCCAAAGCCAAUUUCCAGCGCUUCUCUUACUGAGAGCAAUGAAGAUUAUGAAGGGUGGAAGAAGAGAAUGGAGAGAUCACAGCUGAAGGGCAGCAGCUACUCGGCCCUGGGGAAGAACUCUGGGAACCUGCUGACGCGCGCGCAGCCCGUCCACGGCAGAGUCGACUGGGCAGCCAAGUAUGGAACCCACCGGUAGCGCGUCUCAGAGAGAAAACAGAUCUUCACCUUUCCUUCCCCAGCAUUUGUACAUUCCUGUAAUGCAGGCCUUAGUGGAGCUUGAGCAGCCUGCACCAAGAGCCUCCAAAGACCUCUGUUGUGGCGAAGUGCUCCAAACAGCAGUGUGAUCACUGCAUCCAUAUGAAGGUAACAAAGGGAAUCCGGCUCUGCUUUCACUGCGUGAUGGCAGAGUCUUGUGUAACAUCAUAGACACAUAUUACAGAUUAUAGUGACUGUAUUAAAAGAUCAUCGGAUUUUGGUUAUUGAUACAAUCAAAUACUGAACGAUUUUUUUUUACCUAGUUUGAAAUUUAUUUUCAUUUAUUUUAUCUAUCAGCAGACUUUGUGUUGUUAAGUCAGUCUUUUAAAAUGAAUGUCUGAAGAUGGGGUUAUUUUGUAUGUUUGACCCACCACAUUGAGUCCAUUAGAUUAUGCUGUUUGGUAGCGGUCUAAUAUUUUGCAAGACACAUCUUGAAAUAUUUUCUAUUUGGUAUUUUAUUUGUCCUAACCACCUUAAACAAUAGGGUAUGUGACUUUUGAUAGCUUUUCAGGUCUUUCUGAAACUUUUUUGUACUACCAUUAGUUAGAAAUGAGACUGUAAAAUGGGCCUUAGUCUCACAAAACUUUACAGGAUGCAUGUAAUAAAGACUGUUUUGUAAGUA
Molecule: messenger RNA, 3012 nt
Organism: Alosa alosa (allis shad)
Lineage: Eukaryota; Metazoa; Chordata; Actinopteri; Clupeiformes; Clupeidae
Gene: mak
Product: male germ cell-associated kinase
Exons: 16
Coding region: 325-2331 (668 amino acids)
Biological process (GO): cilium assembly; protein phosphorylation; intracellular signal transduction
Cellular component (GO): cilium; nucleus; cytoplasm
Molecular function (GO): protein serine/threonine kinase activity; ATP binding
Source: RefSeq, a predicted model, not a curated record